Molecule: messenger RNA, 3633 nt
Organism: Diorhabda carinulata
Lineage: Eukaryota; Metazoa; Arthropoda; Insecta; Coleoptera; Chrysomelidae
Exons: 16
Coding region: 60-3464 (1134 amino acids)
Source: RefSeq, a predicted model, not a curated record
UACAAAUUAAAUAGAAGAGAGAGUGUGACGCGCAUUAACGUUCGAGAAGAAUAAAAAUUAUGUCCGAUGAAAUAGUAGUUAAUACAGAUGUCGGGAAAAUUCGUGGGAAACUACAGAGAGAUUACCACGAUGGGAUUUUUUAUAGUUUCAGCGGAAUACCUUACGCGAAACCACCCAUUGGAGAAUUAAGAUUUAAGGCACCUGAAGCAGCUGAACCAUGGGAAGGCGUCAGAGAUGGUACUAAAGAAGGAUACGAAUGUCCUUCGUUGGAUUUAACUUUUAAAUAUCACAUUGGACACGAAGAUAAUUGUUUAAACUUGAAUAUUUAUACGAAAAACUUUCAGAGAAAAAAUAUGCAGCUAAUUCCAAAGAAACCUGUCAUGGUUUUUAUACACGGUGGUGGAUUUAUUUACGGAUCGAAUAAAUCGCAACUCAUCGGCCCAAAUUACCUAAUGACCGAGAAUAUUGUAUUUGUAACAAUCAAUUAUCGACUUGGAGUGUUCGGGUUUCUUUCUAUGACGGAUCAAUCUUUGGGUGUACCUGGUAACGCGGGUUUGAAAGAUCAAGUUUUAGCUUUAAAAUGGGUACAGAAACACAUCGACAAAUUCGGUGGGGACCCAAAUAACGUCACGAUAUUCGGAGAAAGUGCCGGUAGUGCUUCGGUUCAUUAUCUUUUACUUUCACCGCUUUCGAAAGGAUUAUUUCAUAAAGCAAUUAUGCAAAGCGGUUGCGCCUUCAAUUCUUGGGCUAAAGGUACGAAUAAUUUCAAAGCUAUAGCUAAAGCUAUGGGUUAUAAAGACGUAGAUGAAAAAACAGUUUUCCAAAAACUAUGUAGAGCUAGUGCCAAAAGUCUAGUUACCGCGCAAUGCAAAAUAGAAGACGCAUUUUUUGCUAGUUUUCAAAGGCCAUUCGUUCCCGUAGUGGAAUAUCCGCACGAAGGGGCGUUUUUAACUGAAAAUCCCGAAGAAAUAAUGAAAAACGGAAAAUACCAUCAAGUACCUUGUAUAAUAGGAUAUACAUCGAUGGAAGGUCUUUUGUACGAGCUAAUGAGAAGAACCAGAAACGACGCGGGUCUUCCGGAAAAUUUAGAAAGAGAUAUACCGGUCGAUAUGAAUGUUACACAAAAAUCGGAAAAAGCUAAAGAAAUAGCGCAGAAAAUGCAGAAAUUUUAUUACGAAGACAGAGAUCUAUCAGAAAAAAACAUAAACGAUAGAUACGUGAUGUUGAGCGACACGCAGUUUCUUUAUGGUAUCCAAAAAACCAUAAAAUUGAUGAAACGACACGGUUCUAAUCCCGUUUACGUUUACAGAAUGAGUUUAGUGAGUUCUUUAAACUUCUUAAAGAAAGUUUGUGAAGUUAAGCAUCUGAAAACGAUGCUAGUUCUAUCGGCGUUAACGAAAAUUUCUGGUGGAUCGAGUUUGAAGACAUUCUUUCAAAACCUACGAGAAAAACUUCCAGUGAAGCAUAUACAGGGUGUAUCGCACGCCGACGAUCUGUUUUACCUGUUUAGCACUCAUAUUAACCCGAGUAUCGUUAGGGGUAGCGAAGAAGAUAAAUAUAUACGGAGGUUUGUUAAACUUUGGACGGAUUUCGCAAGAUUUGGUAAUCCUACGCCGAAACCUGAAGAAAUUUUCGAUAAUACGAUUUGGAAUACGGUGCAGGAUGAAAGUAUAGCAAAUAUUUUCGAUAUUAAUAGAAGAAUUACUAUUACCAAAAACUUUGAGGAGAAAAGAGUGAAAUUUUGGGAAGAUAUGUAUAAAACUUAUAAAAUUUAUUAUCGAUUAUUCACAUUCAAUUUGAUGAAUAAAAGUUUGCUACGCUCCUGGUUUCACGAAAUAACUAGCGAGUCCAAGUUCGAUACAUCGAAAAUGUCGCAACCCAUUGUACAGGUAAAACAAGGAAAAUUAUUAGGAAAAAUACUUGACGACGUGUAUGGUAAAAAAUAUUAUAAUUUCCUCGGUAUACCAUACGCAAAACCCCCAUUAGGAGAACUAAGAUUUAAGGCUCCACAACCACCUGAAAAAUGGAAAGGCGUUCGGAAUGCCACCGAGGAAGGCAACGAAUGUUUCGCUAGACAAUUCAUGGAAUUUUCCGGUUCGGAAGAUUGUUUAUACCUCAAUGUAUAUACAAGGGAUAUUUGUAGUGAAAAAUUAAAACCUGUAAUGUUUUGGAUACAUGGAGGGGGAUUUACGACUGGUUCUAGUACUAAUAAACUCUACGGACCGGAUUAUUUGAUACAGGAAAACGUCGUAUUAGUCACAAUAAAUUAUCGUUUAGGACCGUUAGGUUUUUUGGCUUUAGAAGAUCCAGAAGCUGGAGUACCAGGCAACGCGGCUUUUAAAGAUAUGGUAAUGGCGUUGAAAUGGGUGCAAGAUAAUAUAAAACAGUUUUCUGGUGAUCCUAAUAACGUUACGAUAUUUGGCGAAAGUGCCGGAGCCGCCUCUGUACAUCUACUAAUAUUAUCCCCAAUGGCAAAGGGUUUAUUCCAUAAAGCUAUUCUACAGAGUGGUUGUGCCACAAACGGUUGGGCGUUGCCUAAUAAAGUGACAGCUCACAUUUUCGCUCAAAAAGCCGGUAUAUUCACCAACAGUGACAAGGAGCUCGUUAAACAUUUACAGCAAUUAACUUUGGAUGAAUUAGAAGAAACAAUAAAGAAAUUACCGGGGCUGUACGCAAUUGGAGAAUUAUUUCCAUACGGACCAGUUAUAGAAAAAAGUACCAAAGAACCGGCUUUUCUUACCGAAGAUCCUAUAGAUAUAAUUAAAUCCGGAAAAUAUAACAAAGUACCGAUGAUGAUUGGUUGUUUAUCUAGAGAAGGGAUGUUUAUAUAUUCUAUUUGCACCAACGCCAAAAAUAAUUUGGUUUUAGUACCCGAAACGCUGAUACCGAGAUCUGUGAAUUUAAGAAUCGGUAGCAAUUUACAUAAGGAAGCAGCUGAUAGAGUGAAAAAAUUUUAUUUCGGCGAUAACGAUCCAUUGGAAAAUAUCGAUCAAAUAUAUAAGUUGUAUACAGACAAUUAUUUUCUCUACGAGGUUUAUAAAACGGCAAAGCUACACGUAGAAACCAAUCAACAUCCGAUUUUUUUCUACAGAUUUCUCUUCGAUACCGAAUUGAAUGUUCUUAAAAACAGUUACGGAAUUUCGGAUCCAGGUGCUGCGCACGCCGACGAUUGUGGUUAUCUUUUUAAAAGUGAUUUUGUACCAGAAGUUGAAGAGGGUAGCAAAGAAGAAUUGGCUAUCAGGAAAACUGUUAGGUUAUGGUCGAAUUUUGCGAAAUUCGGAAAACCGACUAUUGAUAAAAAAGAUUAUUUAGUAAACAAUCAAUGGCUGCCGAUUACAAAAAGUAAAUUUCGUGUUUUCGAUAUCGGAGAUGAAUUUAAAUUGUACGAGGAACAUCCCGAAACGAAAUCUAUGCUUUUUUGGGACGAAAUGCAUAAAAUAAAUCCUUAUAGUUCCAAAUUAUGAUGUUUAUAUAUGAAACAUGAGAAAUUUUAUAGUUAUUAAUAAAUUGUGUAGAGAAGAGUUUUAAGCAAAAUUAAUUUCUGAAAUCUGUUGAAUGUUGAAAAACGUUUUUUGAAUAGAGUUCUAUUCAAACAUUGAAGCUUUUAAUAAAUAUAAUUUGGAAAUUGGACAA